CAUCGUUGGUCGAGUCGCUCCGAGUUCGGGCAUUUCGUCCCCUGUGACGCGAAACCGUGACUUCCUACAAAAGACAUCCCACCCCACCUCCUUCUCUUCCCUAUUCUUCUUCACUCGUAUUUUCGUAAGCAUAAUGAAAGUCUAAAACCAAAGUAUAACCCCAAAAUCCGUGCCGCCCUCGAAGUUCGGACAAUGAGACAUAGUCACGAUUAUUAAAUCCUCUUCGGGGGUUGCUGUGAAAACAGACCCUGGUGAAAGUUCGAAAAGUCGACAUCGUCUCACGUGAAUGUUUACGCAGUCGUGCGAGAAGCAUGCUCGGGUCCAAGAUCAGGUGACUAGAGGAGCAGAUUCCUCUAAAUCGAAGAACAGAAGAUCCCGAUAGUUUCAGAAUCUACGAUGGAAAAACUCGGGACAUCACAUUUACAGGGUUCGACAAUUCCUGGCCGUUAAUUAGGAGUUCUUCCCGCCCGGUGCGAACUCGUUCGAACUCGCGCGCCGCCAUUUUGGUUCGCGCCGGUCACGUGAUCCGUGGAGUGAAAAAGUUCACCAGGGUGAUAAUUCUCAGCGGGAGAUAAUUAAACACUGAGUAUUUUGCGUGGAUUGGUUGACCCGAUAUCGGUGAGUGACACUUAGGUGUCAAUUUGUACAGAUUUGCAUUAAUCGGUGCUUAAUUACUGGCUGAGAAGAAUUACCGGUAUCGAGGUGAAAGUGACGGGACUCACCGCCGCCAUCUUGGGCCCCGCGCCGAUUCGAAAGUCGCCCGGCACUUUGAGAUCGAUUUUAUUGAGGGAUCGUUCAAGCAAAAUCAUUGUAUAAAAUGACGCGGUGACUAUUUUCUUCGAGCUGUGACUAUGACGGGGGCCAGGGACUUUGACGAGUGUAGUGUUAAUUAACAAUUCGUUGCGUCAUUGGAUCUUCUUUUGGAGGAAUCGGCGAAUUCAAAAUGGCGCCCGAUUUUGCUGUCUUGUUCCGCUGGUUAGGGCUUUUAACUCUCAUCGUCACAGUAAAAGGAAGCAAUCGGGAAAACGAGGAGGCCGACGCCGACGUCCAGGAUUAUGGGACUUACGAGGAUUACAACGAAUUCAUCGACGCGACGACCUACGGAUUCGACGUGGACAGUUCAUCCAGUCCCAAAGGAGGUUCCUUAGAAUUGUUGAAAGGACUGUCAAAUAUGACAAAGGAAACCGGAAGUGCGGUGCAUAUGAGGUGUGAGGUCACAGGGGAUCCAUUGCCAUCGAAAAUCAGGUGGUUCAAGAAUGAUGCACCCCUUGGAAAAGAACCAGGAAGAAUCGUGACGAAGAAGGUGUACCCCCAGGCGAGGGCUCACCCGAGGAGGAGUGUCUUGGGAAGUAGAUUAAAAAUCGUCAGACUGGAUGUCAACGACAUGGGAUUUUAUACAUGUCGGGCGAGAAAUGGCAAGGACUCCAUACAAAGCGAAGGAUUUUUGCAAGUGAAGACGACUCGUCAUGCUGGGAAAGGGGCUAGUCCUACGAGCGAGGCUGCGGGACACUCGCCGAUUGUGCCUAAUUUUUUCGAUCGAUUGGACAACACGACCAGCGAUGUUAGAAUGACUGUAUCAGGAAAUGGAGCCUCAACUCCACACAUGUCUCACCCACCGGCGACUAACGCCUUUGGUGCUUUGCCUCCGAGCUCUCAGCCCACCAGUUCACAGUCGAGUACGAUGGAUCUCACUGCAUCGAGCGGCCUUAGUAAUGUCAAUAUGCAACUACUGUCAGGAGCGACGAACCUCGCCAGCCUACCCGGAGCAAGUUCUAUGCCUGCGCGAAAGGACAAUCAUGAGGGAAGUUGUGAGCUGUACAUCGGUGAAACGUGUGCAAAUUUUGUUGGAAAUCAGUCCGUCUACAUCCUGUACCCGAUGACACAGAAGCUGUUGGAGGAUAAAUUGACACAAGCAUUUCGUGUGAUUAACUACUCAAACGAACUGUCCUCCAACUGUGAAAGUUACGCAAAGCCAUCCUUGUGCUAUUCCACCUUUCCGAUCUGCAGAGACGGACUGAAGAACAAGAAACCCAAGAAUUCCGAGGCCAGUACGCAGCUAUUUAAUCUACUCAACUCCAAUCAGGGUGAACUUAACGAAGAGAAUGACGGUGACGAGAGCGUCGAUGACAUCCCGAGAUCUCGCAGACUCCCUCGGAAGCGGAGUGCAAAAUUUGGACCGGGCAUUGAGUCCAUUCUGGAUAAAGAAGGAAAAGUACCAAACCGAAGACUAAUCGGACACAGUUACGGAGACACAAGGUCUGCUGCGAGGAACGAACUUAAUCGUCGAUUGCGAAGAAUCUGCAGGGCAGAGUGCGAAAUGUUGGAAAACGAAUUGUGUCGUAAGGAAUAUGCAAUUGCCAAGAGACAUCCGUUGAUCGGACAGCAAGUGCCUUUGGUAAAAUGUUCCGACCUGCCCCUGGAUGGCUCCGAAGAAGCUGUCGACUGUCUCAGUCUCGGACUCUCCACUGAACACAAUAUCGAAGAAAACGAUUACUGCUUCUGGCGUAGUGGUAAUCAAUAUCGAGGCGUAACGAACGUGAGUGCUUCGGGACGUCCAUGUCUUCGGUGGUCAGAACAUUUUAAUUUGCCAAUCGCGGAUUAUCCAGAGUUAAGAGGAAAUCACUCCUACUGUCGAAAUCCUGGAGGUAACGAAGCUCAGCCUUGGUGUUACGUAGACUCCAACCACAAAAUGCUGAAAGAGUUCUGCGAUAUACCAAGAUGUGAAGAUUUGCUGAUCUAUGCCGUAGUGGCUGUUGUCCUAAGCGGUGGAUUCGUCAUCAUCCUGGUUUGUUACUGCUGCUGCUACAAAAGCAGAAAAUCCAGAAGACACACGAACCACUUGCCCUCGAACAAGAUGUUGACCGGUAUGCAGUGCGACAAGAACAUUUACGACGGAAGACGGAGCACGACCCAGCCCAUGGAGAUGAGUUCCCUCCUAGCGGGUCCGGGUAACACGACUCCAGGAACAGGAACUCUGAGCAGCGGCAGCAGCAGAACUUCCAACAAUCGAGUGCCCCAAUUUACGGUAAACAAUGUGACCUUCCUCCAGGAACUCGGAGAGGGUGCCUUCGGAAAGGUGUACAAAGGCGAACUUCAGAGCGACAGCAAAUGCGAAGGCUCAAUCUACGUAGCUGUGAAGACCCUGAAGGAGAACGCCAGCCCGAAGACCCAGAGCGACUUCAAGAGGGAAGUCGACCUGAUGACCGACCUGAGACAUCCGAACAUCAUUUGUUUAUUAGGAGUCGUGUUGAAGGGGGAACCUAUGUGCAUGCUCUUCGAGUACAUGACCCAGGGCGACCUGCAUGAAUUUCUGAUCUGCCAUUCCCCGAGGUCCGACGUCCCCCUGAACAACGGGAACGGGAAGAUUCUGGAACAACCCGAAUUUCUGCACAUAGCGCUGCAGAUUGCAUCCGGAAUGGAAUAUCUAGCUGGACAUCAUUACGUCCAUCGCGACCUGGCGGCGAGGAACUGCCUGGUGGGCGAUAGUCUUACCGUGAAGAUCUCGGAUUUUGGACUGUCUCGAGACAUCUACAGCAGCGAUUAUUAUAGAGUUCAGUCCAAGAGUCUACUUCCGGUGCGAUGGAUGCCACCAGAGUCCAUCCUCUACGGGAAGUUCACGACUGAGUCCGAUGUCUGGAGCUUUGGCGUCGUGCUCUGGGAGAUCUACAGCUACGGCUUGCAGCCAUAUUACGGCUACAACAACCAGGAAGUGAUCGACAUGAUCCGCUCCCGACAGCUUCUGCCCUGCCCUGAGGACUGUCCAACAAUGAUCUACAGUCUGAUGAUAGAGUGCUGGCACGAGGUGGCGAACCGCAGGCCCCAGUUCCCUGAGAUACAUCAUCGUCUUCACAACUGGUACACGAAUCAGACGUACUUGAGCGACUUCUGUAACGAGUCGGUCGCGAGUUACGGCAGCGGCCACAAGGUUGGCCGAGGGAACUCCACGGCGCCGACCUUCAGGAACGACUCCCUGAAGAGGGCGGACCCUCUCUUCAAGGCCAACCACGAGUCCCCCUUGUGCGCCGUGAACGACCAUGGGCAGACGAUAAAGUCCCUCCCUGUUAACGUCGGUAACGUCCACAACCCUAACUCCAUGGCUGACCAGAGGACGCAUGCGUCCUUCGGCCUUGAGCACAACUCUUCAGGGACUCCGGUGAAUUUCCAUGGUGGAAACGUUAACGGGAACCAUGUAGAGUACGAGGACAAGAUGUGCUGCUCGCCUAAAUUGAGCGGGGCGAAGAAAGUACUGCCGACCACCCCUCAGAUGGCGACCUCGAAGAGCAACAACGCGAACGGGACCAGACCCUUGCAGAAUGGGGCGCAGCUCGUCGUCAGGUUACCGGACCCCAGCAAGAUCGCCACCGAGACCAGGGUCUCCAAGUGACGGGGUGAAGAAAGAGACGGUGAUCCGUAGGGGUCGGUCCUGGUUCCCGGAUUCGGGGACCAACCUGGGGCCACUGGAGCGCGUCGUCGGGCCAUGGCUGCCGCUUCCUGAGCGGCUGGAGGUACCCUGGGAUUUUUUUUACAAAGUCUUCGGGAACUAACUUGGACUCGUUUCUGGAAGGAAAGGCGGAUCUAGAGUCCGGGAAAAAAUAGAGGUGGUGGAUACGCAUGACGGUGGAGGGUCCUCAGGUGGAACCGUGGUGGAAAUCGAGAUGACCUUGUAGGUGGUACCAGUUGGCGCACCUCGUUCUUAAGUUACGUUGCUUAAGGUACUUGAAGAAGUAGCUAGGUAUCUCAAGAAGUAUUAUCCUCGGUAUUCGGCACGCGCGCCGGAAUUGCGUGGGGUCGACCUGAACCUGUCCCUCGAUUCCUGGAGUCGUCGCUUUUAAACUGACUAUGGACUCACAGAUAACGGAAAUCUCCGUUUUUUUUUCUGUGAUACCUUGAAGAGAGUUGCCGGGAGUUCCGUGUUGGGGCUUGAAGAUGAACAUUAGGGGCGAGGUCAUACACAUGAUCGCAUUGAAAAUGACUUGGACACUUCAGAAGUAAAACGGCGGACGGGCCAUCCUCGACUUUCCCGAGUAUUCUCGCGUCCUGAGAUUAAUGUAUAUAAAUGUGACUUUCUCGAGGAAUUACCUUUCUAGGGAUGAAUCGCGACUGCCAAUGCGAUGGCCCGGAAGCUGGUCGCUUCCGAGGCACUUUGGAUAUAUAUUUCUUUUCUCUUUUUAUAUCUCGUUUCCAAAGCAUUUCCCUUCGGAGGCGACGCACCUGUAACUAUCGUACUGCCUAGCGGGGCAUUCGAUUGUAUUUAAUAUUAGUAUUUAUUUAUAUGUAUUUUUAUUUCGGGGGAAAUGCUGAAGUCCUUACACGUCGGAUUUCCCGACUCGCGAUUUGAGAACAAUUGUUGUUAACCCUUUAACGGUGGAAUUUCAUCUAUAUUUUUUUUUUUUCAAAUCAAGCGAUGCCGCGUACUCCUUAAUUAUGACAAAAUGACUGUUAGUACUAGUUAUAUUGUAAAAAUAUUUUAUUGUUUAAAAAUGUACAUGUAACAUUAUGUCACGGGAUUUUACUCGUCAAUUUCUCGAAAAUGAGUGUUCUCGGUAAAUUCCGUUAAAGGGUUAAAUAUCGACUGAUAGACUUCGCGUGUCGCGAUAAUGACCCACUUUUAAUCGCUCCGACAGACAGGCAAAUCGUUCGUCAUUAAUCAUCGAUUACCCCCUUAUCCCGCGAAUCGUUAUAUCUAUUUAAUUGCGAUUCCUCGAUUUUAACCGAGCCUAAUUAACUCUUUCUCGCCAACCGCCGAUAAAGUAUUUAUUUAUUAACGCGAACGAGGGAACUUUCUGCCGACUUGUCGGUAGUACUUUCGAAGCCUGAAAGAAAGAAAAAAAGAAAAAAGAGAGAAAGGAAAGGGUAAUAACAAUGACUGCCGGGAUAUUUCCAGUCGACAUUGCAAUAAUUAACGACUUCGAGAACACCUGACUGAAUCGCGAGUUUUGUCCGCACAAAAUGCGAAUUUUCGGGAUAUUUACACUGUUGUAAUAUGUGUACAACACUGCGAUCCGUCGAUUGUCAGUUUCGACGUUAGUGAUAAGACUUAAAUGUACACUGACAAAAGGGCAGUAAGUCUUAAACGUCCACCGAUGUGAAUUUACAUACUCCGUCAUUGGUUGUUUCGAUGGCACAAUAAAUCCCAAUUAAGUUACGUUGUCUCCGUAACAUCAUAUUCAGAUUCUAAGGGAAGUUAAGGGAAAUUAUAACGUAAUGUUACAAUUUAAUUCAGAUACACAAUGCAUUUUUUUUUUUAUAUAUAUAUAUGAAACUGGUUACGAGGUGACUUAAAAUGUAUGUAAAUUUCCAUCGAUCUUUAUCAGUGUACUUGGCGCGAGACUCUGCCGAGCGAAGGUGGACUAUUAACGGCUCGUUGAAAAGGGAAUAAGAGUCGAAUUACUUUAACAAUAAACGUUUUUUAUCGACGAAUCUUCCGGCGUAGAAAGACCUGAGAGCCCUUCGGAGGAAAGGGGGCGAGUACAAUACUUUUUAUAUCAUUUUUUAUCGCGAUUUGGACGCGCGAAUUUAGUCCACGUGGACGUCGGUUUUCGAGGGACGAUCCGAGAAAUCGUUUCUAGCCCCUCGGAGAGGACCUUUUUUUAAUUCAAAGACGAAGUAGCGAAGUGGAUCGUUUCCGUAAAGUCCACUUCGCCGGUUCGUCACGAGGAUCUAGGCUUAAUAUUAAUUUAUGUCGAGCGUCAUACGGCGAGCGAGGAUGUAGUCGUAUAAGUCCUUUAUACAUAUAUUCAACGGAAUACAAUAUACAAUUUAAUGUUUUUGUA
Molecule: messenger RNA, 6773 nt
Organism: Orussus abietinus
Lineage: Eukaryota; Metazoa; Arthropoda; Insecta; Hymenoptera; Orussidae
Gene: Ror
Product: tyrosine-protein kinase transmembrane receptor Ror
Exons: 14
Coding region: 944-4384 (1146 amino acids)
Biological process (GO): cell surface receptor protein tyrosine kinase signaling pathway; multicellular organism development; positive regulation of kinase activity
Cellular component (GO): membrane; signaling receptor complex
Molecular function (GO): transmembrane receptor protein tyrosine kinase activity; ATP binding; protein binding
Source: RefSeq, a predicted model, not a curated record